UGUGAAAUUUGUGUACAACGAACGGUUGGCGAAUAACUAGGAGCAGCCAUAAACUAAUAGAGAGUUGUUAUAAAUUGUUUGUUUAAUUUUAGAGUCAAAACGCAUCCAAAUUUUUUAAUUAAAAACUAUUCUUAUAUACUGUUUAGUCUUCAUAUAUCUUUUUGCUCAUAAUCGUAUUUAACGGUUUUGCGAUGUUGAAUAAUUUCGAAAGCACCACGCCAGUAAAUGAUCUAUUAAACAAUACGACAACGACGCAAACUCAAUCCGACUUCCAUUGUUGUAAUUGGUUUGGGCUUUAUCAUUAUCUGGUCGUGCUCUUUGUUCUUCUAGUGGGAUUAUGUAUACUGUUCGUGAAGAUGAUAAUUAAAGCUCAACGAAAAGCAUAUAGACUAUUGCAACCAGCUCGUCUACGUGCCCAAGGCAGUGGUAAUCCAUGCAACCCACCGGCCAACGGAGACUGCGCAGGAAACACAGCGCCCAGUAUCGACAAUCCGCCAACAUAUGAGUCCGCUAUGGCAAAUUACCUCGACGCAAAGCAACAGUUGCGUCAGAUGGAGGAAGGUGCCUUAGCUGGUGCUAAUGCUAUGACUGCUUCCACAACAACAAUCGAAACGUGUGUCUCUGAUAUUGGCCAAAGUCAUACCGACUUGAGACGCAAUACAAACGAUGCCGCACCCACAGGCAGUGUUGUGCUCAACACAGCCAACGUAACACCAAAGCAGCCGCUGCAGUAAUAAAAAUUAUAUAUGUACAUACAUACAUACUAUGGGAUCACUAACGGUAUGGUUGUACAAUUCUACUGAAUAAGGAGUUAUUACACAAGUGAUCCACCACUAGCAAUUCGUACAUGCAUAUAAAACUAAUGCUAUAUACUGCACACUUUACCAAAAUAUACAUACAUAUAUAUAUAUAAA
Bactrocera neohumeralis is the source of this 914-nucleotide messenger RNA. RefSeq lists its product as uncharacterized. Lineage: Eukaryota; Metazoa; Arthropoda; Insecta; Diptera; Tephritidae. The record is from RefSeq and is a predicted model, not a curated record. Bases 192 to 734 code for a protein of 180 amino acids. The transcript has 3 exons.